This is a messenger RNA of Neoarthrinium moseri, 774 nucleotides long. RefSeq lists its product as uncharacterized. The record is from RefSeq and is a predicted model, not a curated record. Bases 1 to 774 code for a protein of 257 amino acids. Gene Ontology annotation, cellular component: membrane. NCBI's taxonomy places the organism in Eukaryota, Fungi, Ascomycota, Sordariomycetes, Amphisphaeriales, Apiosporaceae. Gene Ontology annotation, biological process: mitochondrial respiratory chain complex I assembly; mitochondrial electron transport, NADH to ubiquinone. The transcript has 3 exons. Gene Ontology annotation, molecular function: 4 iron, 4 sulfur cluster binding; NADH dehydrogenase activity.
AUGACCUCCAAGCUACCUGGAUUCGCCAUCUCGACCUCCAAGUCCUUCGCGACGACGCCUCUCCACUCCCCGCAAUCCGCCCAAUUGCACUCCCACACCAUGCAUGGGCUCGCACGAUCCACGACGACCGCCGCCAUGCUGUCGACCCGCCAGCUGGUGCGCCGCAACCCGGCUGCGGCCAGCGCUGUCGCCAGAAUAGUCGCGCAGCGCAUGUACGCCACGCCCUCGGGCCCGCCGCCCCCGGGCUUCAGACAGAAGCGGCCGACGUACUGGGACGAGGAGAAGGAAAGCACGCUGGACCGCGCCGGACGAUUCUUCCUGAUGACCGAGAUGUUCCGCGGCAUGUACGUGGCGAUGGAGCAGUUCUUCAGACCACCCUACACCAUCUUCUACCCCUUCGAGAAGGGCCCCAUCUCCCCCAGAUUUCGUGGCGAGCACGCCCUGAGACGGUACCCAUCUGGCGAGGAGCGCUGCAUUGCCUGCAAGCUCUGCGAAGCGAUCUGCCCGGCCCAGGCCAUCACCAUCGAAGCCGAAGAGCGUGCCGACGGCUCGCGUAGGACGACCCGUUACGACAUUGAUAUGACCAAGUGCAUCUACUGUGGCUUCUGCCAGGAGUCGUGCCCCGUGGACGCCAUCGUGGAGUCGCCCAACGCAGAGUACGCCACGGAGACGAGAGAGGAGCUGCUGUACAACAAGGAGAAGCUGCUGGCCAACGGCGACAAGUGGGAGCCCGAGCUGGCCGCGGUAAUCAAGGCGGAUUCCCCUUACAGAUAG